Molecule: messenger RNA, 5050 nt
Organism: Biomphalaria glabrata
Lineage: Eukaryota; Metazoa; Mollusca; Gastropoda; Planorbidae
Exons: 7
Coding region: 509-2215 (568 amino acids)
Source: RefSeq, a predicted model, not a curated record
UGUGACAAGUUCGGGUCAUACAGCAGUCAGGUAAAACUCUGCGUACGACUCUGACUCGACACGAACACACCCUUGACAGCUACAAUGUUUUCAUGUGUUCUGAUGUGUAUUCAAAUAUAGACCUAGGCAUUCGGGCCUAUAUAAGAAUUGCACAAAUGGAUUUUGCGAUAUUAUAGUGCAUUAAUAUAAGUUCUUUGUCCAGUGCAAGCUAGGCUGCCUAGUUUGCCUAUGCGUAAGGCCGGCCCUGGAGACAGCUUGCCGCCUAAUGCACCGAACAACGCGGGAGGACCUAAGUUUAAAUACAAUUUCAGAUUACCAAUUUUAAAGAAUGUUGGUUUGGUGUUGUUUCCUCUAUGAAGAUAAUGAUUACGUCCCGUUAGAGUCCAAAUAAGAAAGAAACAAUCUAGAAAAAUCUAGAUGACAUCUUCAGUAUUUCUAUUGGUUGCUUCGCAUGUAGCAGUAUUAGCAUAAAUAGGGCGGCCUACUGCUUUGUUUAUCCGGCCCUAAAAUGUCAGCAACAGUUGACUUACUUACUAAUGCCACAAUCACCAAAAGGCAGGCGGAAGACCCUCACGCAGAGCCGCAGUACGAAGAGACUUUCCUUCAGCUGACACUGUUGAUAGCGUACUUCAUGGUGUUGACUGUAUGGCUGUUUCGCAUAGUCUUAUCCUUCGCAACCGAUAGCUACCCAAAGAGGCCAUCAGUCGACCAUGGCCUUGCCAAUCACUGCAAUAAUGUGGAUGCAGAGAGCCAGAACUCCAACGGCGACGCCCAGGCCUCUUUCAGGAUCAUCGUCUCCAACGAAUUCAUGACCCUGGAGCACAAGCCUCACAAGGCGGAGGAGAUAAAGGAGGAGCCAGUGAAUGCGCAGGCAGCGCCUCAUGAAAGUAAACCUACACAUGACAGCCCCCCAAGACCAGGACCGGAAGUCGUCUCACUGGAUAAAUUUCUUUCAGCAUUGGUGGUGUUUGGUGCAGUAAUGAUCUAUUUCUACAUGUGUGAUUACAGAAAGCUCUUUGAACAAGGGGAGAGAACCUAUUCCAGAGAUGUGUUCUUGUUCCUUGUUUUCCUCUUCUUCUUGGUCAGCUGCUGCUUCACGAUCAAACCAAACUCGGACAAAAUACUCAACAGAGACCAAACGGAAGAGUGGAAAGGUUGGAUGCAGGUCAUGUUUGUAUGGUAUCACUAUUUCAAAGCGAAAGAGUGGUACAAUUGGAUACGCGUGUAUAUAGCAUGCUACGUUUGGAUGACAGGGUUUGGAAACUUCUCGUUUUUCUGGAUUAGGAACGACUACUCUUUGUGGCGAUUUCUAAAAAUGAUGUUUCGCUUGAACUUCAUGGUGAUUUUCGUUGCCAUGGCAACAAACAACGAGUACAUGCUGUACUACAUCUGCGCCAUGCAUACCUACUGGUUCAUCUCUGUCUACGUAUUCAUGCGCGUCCUGCAGUCAUGGAACCGGAACAGGAAACUAAUGGCGCUCAAGUUUUUGGCGUACGCCAUUUUUAACUCAGUCAUCUUCGAAAUCCCGAGCUUGGGGUACUACAUUUUCUGGCCGUUCAAAUUCCUCCUCGGACUCCACGACAACUCUCCAGAUGUUCUGCAUGAAUGGAUUUUCAGGGCCGGCUUGGACCAUUGGGCCUGCUUCUUUGGAAUGCUCUGCGCAUAUAACUACCCUCAUUUUGAGAUGCUCAUGCAUUACCUGGACUCAAAAUCUAUCUCGAAAAAUGAAGCCUUGAAAAAGCAGUGCGUGCGCGCUCUGAUGGGCGCCAUUUGCUUGGUUUUAGGCUUCGUGUGGUACUUUGUGUUCAUGACUAAAGACAAGUAUCAGUACAAUGGCAUCCAUCCCUACACUUCCAUCAUACCUAUUCUGGUUUAUAUCGUACUGAGAAACAUUCAUCCUUAUUUCAGAUCUUACCAUGUCAGUUUGUUUGCUUGGCUUGGGAAGAUAACUCUAGAAACAUACUUGUCACAGAUCCACAUCUAUUUGCUGUCCAAUGCUCGUACUCUGUUGGUCUUCUUGCAUGGCUACCCACUGCUGAACUUCUCCCUGACCACAAUCAUCUACUUGUUCAUGUCACAUACCAUGUUUUCCAUCACCAAUGACUGCAGCACUUACUUCCUGCCCAAAGACCACAAGAAACUUCUCAUGAAUGUAAUGUGCAUGACAGCCCUUUUUGGUGCCAGUGCUCUGAUUGCUUUUGGUUUUUCAUACUAGCAGAUCCACGUGUAGAUUCAGUGGCGUAGAUAGGGUGGGAAGGAGGAGGGAGAGAAUUUGAAAAUCUCUCAAGCCCCCACUUGAGGGUAGCCCCAAAUGAGUGUUUUUUACAUUAAAAAUUAAAUAUUACGCAAGAUGCAGGGGCCCCCAAAGAGGUCAAUACCCCUGUAAAAAUAUUUAUUUACCAGAUUUUUCUCUUUUGAUUAUUAUCCUUAUAGUGGUUAAUAUUGAAGCCUGCUAUUACAUUCACAUUAAAAAACGAUAUUGAAAUUAGGGAAACUUUUGUAAUAGUUCAAUGUACAAAAAUAAUGAUAUCUAUGGCCCCUAGAGGCAAUGGAGCAAAAAAAAAAGUUUCCUCUUCGGGAACAUUACUGGGCCUGAGAUUAUGUGAUCUUUGUUUGCCCGCUGACGCUUCAUGAUCUCUCUCUCUCUCUCUCUCAACCUUUGAAAAUACCUGAAUACUGCUUUUUUCCAUUUAAAAGUUUCUUUUUAAUUUAAAAAAAGGGAAGGUUACUUGCUAUAAUUUUUUUUUAAUUUAAUUUUUUUUUGUAUUUUGCAAUUAGACUAGUUUCAUAGAUUAAGAAGAUUAUAUGCUUCAGUGCCUGUUUUGAGGUAUGAUAGAUACCUCUUUUAGACCUUGCAAUCUAUAUGUCUUGAUGUAAAGGUUAUUUAAUUCAAUGGUUAAUGAAGAUGUCAUGUAGCCACUUAUGUCAGGUACCCAUUCAAAAUCCUUAUCUUCAAAACCCUCUUAGCUAUCACACCCUGCCUGUUUUGAGCUCAGUGAUUUUUUAUACUGUGAUGCUGUUUCAAGCUUUUUUAUUCUGAGAGUAUUUUGAAAGGAUAUGUUGAACAUAUCCCCAGAAUAUCAAAUCUAUUUCGUGUGUUCUGAAUGUCCAUUUAUUAAAAACAAAAUACAGUACUUUGAUCCGAUCCUAAAAAAUUAGUUUAUCAUUAUUUUGAUGUUAAUAAUUAUGUAAAAAUAAAUAUGAAUAAAACUAUACCACCCAAUCCCAACUAAGUUUGUAACUAAGAUAAAAUAAUAAAUUUUGAUACUCUUAAAAUAGGUUGUAUGUAGGUAUUUCUUAAACAAUACAUUUUUUUUUAAGAAAACAAAUCUUGUUUUAGGUUAUCUCCAGAAAAUGUUUCAAAUUGUUUUAGGGUGAUAUAUACUAUUCAUAGUUUAGAUUGAAAUGUGUUCAACCAAUGCUCCAAGUGAUUUUUUGUUUCACUAAUCAAAGCAUUGUCUAUAAAAGAUUCAUUUUUUGUAUAAGAUAUAAAUGUGAGAGUGAAAGCAGUCUGUACAAGGAGUUAUGGCGCAUAUAAAAUAGAACUCACUUUUCUUUACAAAUAAUUAUAGUAUAUUACUAUAAUCAUUAUUGUUACAAUUUGACAUAUAAUGUUUUUCUGUGUCAAAAUUUCUUACAAUUUGUGAUAUUGAUUCAAUGAUAUAUACAUAUAUAUUUCUUUUCAUUUUAACAUAAUAAUUGUUGACAUUUUUAGAGAAAUCAUUUCAGGGCUCUUAGCCAGAGGGAUUAACAUUUUACAACAUAUUCAUUUAUUAUCUUUUUCUUAGACUUUUGAAAUGUUGCACCUUAUUGAUACUUUUUUAUGUGUAUUAUUCUUUUUUAAAUUCACUAAAUUUACUGGGUAAUUUUUUUUAUUUUUUAAGAGGCUUUGAAAUUAAGUGGCUUAGAGGUAAUCAGUUUGACCAAAAUCCUGAUAUGAAACCUGACAUGGUCCAACUGAUGACUAUUGAAAAUAAAGUGUUUUCUUUAGUAAAUAAUCUACAAUUAGUACAUCAUCAGUGGACUUAUUCCACUAGAUAAAAUGAUAAUAAUUCAACGUUAUAAAAAUAAAUAACAAAUUUCUUAAAAUCAAAAGAUCUAUGACAUCUAAGAUCAAAAUGGCUUGUUGUUUUGAAAAUGUAAAUUUUUGGUUUUGUAAAUUUUUAUUGAAAGAUCAUUAAAAACUAUUGAUAUAUGUGAGGAUCUUGAGAACUCAUGUCCAGCAAACUUUCUACCUCCAGGGAGGGAGAAUAUUAAGUUUGAAUCUCAUUAUUAUAAGUAUUUCAGUAAUUGAGUUUUUAUCAACUGCUGCUAAAUAAAAUUGGAUACAUCUAGAAAUAAACACUCACUGAAGUGUAAUUUAGUGCCAUUUUAGCAGCUUUUUAGAAAAGAACAAAUGGCUUCACAAAAAAUGUUUAUAUUACCGUAACAUGAAUGGUUGAUAAGUUAUGUUAUAUCAAAAAGCUUACAAUUUACACCUACAGAAAUUUAAAAAUAAAAAUUGAUUUGAUAAAUGCUGCCUUAAUCUGACAGACACAUUUUUAUAGUUUUUGUUGUUAAAACUUGUUUCAUUUUGUAUAAAAUGUUAUAUUGUGUCAUAGUUAUAUUUGAUGUUUAUAUUAUUAGUAUUAAAAAUGUAUUUUUUACACUUUUAACAAAUAUUGAAUUAAUUAAAAAUAAAAAGUGAGGGAUGUUAAUAAACUAAUGGUGAUUUAUGUUUGUGUUAUAUAGUAUUUUCUAAAUGACUAAUAAUCACUAAAAAUUAGAAGUUGCAUCAAACUUAAUCAUCUUGUGUUUUCUUUCUUGUUACCACAUUGUUCUGUUUUUAAGUGUACUUUGCAGUGUGAUUACUCUUUGGUAUGAAAACGUAAUAAAAUACAGGGUAACCAAAAAAUAAAAGAGGCCUGGUAUGAUUACAGAUAAAAAAAGAACCGGAGUCAUGCUGAACAUAAUAUUUGAAUUUAGCCCUCAAGAACUACGAAAUACUUACUAUGUUGUUAUUAUAAUAUUGUUUUUAUUAUUUUUAAAUAAACAUUAUAAUAUAUCAGAA